Arachis ipaensis is the source of this 657-nucleotide messenger RNA. RefSeq lists its product as uncharacterized. The record is from RefSeq and is a predicted model, not a curated record. Lineage: Eukaryota; Viridiplantae; Streptophyta; Magnoliopsida; Fabales; Fabaceae.
AUGAGUUGCACAUUGUUUGGUCAGUUGGUGGACCACAUUCUUCCACAUCUUGAUGAUGGGAGAGUUGAGCCACUUAUUGUGGUCCUUCAAUAUUUCAAAGCAACAAGGUGGAAUGAUAAAACUUUGGUUCAGAGCAAUUUUGAUAUCUCCAAAGUUCACAUAAACCCAACACUAAAAGAAAUUGAUAGUUUUAGAUGCAUAUUACUCAGUGGUGGUCCAUCGAGCUCAGCUAAGAUUAGCCAGGUGUCCUUUCCGGCUGCGUGGUCUGCAAAUGAUGAGUUUAACCGUAGAUCUGUCAGUGUAAACACUAUCGAGGAUGCACUAAACUCUGUUGAGGUGUUAUGUUUUAGUUAUUUCGAUGGAACAUUUUCAAAGAUAGUUGAAACCAUUUAUGUUAGUGUGAAAAGAAAAAAUGAUUGGUUUUAUAAAGCAUGUAGGAGGUGUCCUAAGAAGGUUGAAACCCCCAUUGGUGAUCGGUAUGAAUGUGGGAAGUGUGGCCACACACAUGGAGCAGCCGCAAUAAGGUACAAGGUUGAAGUAAUGGUUUAUGAUGGAUCAGGUAGCAUCAACCUGCUUUUGUGGGAUAGGGAGACAACUCAGUUGUGUGGGAAGCAAGCAGACAAAAUCAUUCUCGAGGAUGUAAGUGUGAUUGUUUGA